AUGAAGUACACUGCUUCCCUGCUGCUGGCUUCUGCAGGCUUAGCCACUGCCCUCACUCAACAAUGCAGCAAGGCUAAGCCCGUCAAUGAACACAACAAUUACUUCUGUGAUCCUGUAGAGCAAAUUGUCUAUGGCCGGGUCCAAGGCGAAGGCACUUACAAGGAAAUAACCCAUGUCAGCCCGGACGGAGAGCCUCACCGAGAAGAUCGUCACUACAAUGGACCAUUGGCUGCAUUCGGCAAAGUCGGUGUAGUUUCUAUUCACAUCCGAGGACCUAUCGACUUUACAGAAUUUGCCUUUUACAGCUUCGCUCCAAGCAAGAGGAAGAAGCGUGGUGAGGUCAAUCCCACAGCUCGAGCAGACCAAGGUUAUACAAAGGCUGGGCGGGCCCGUGGACAUGGCCACAGGUUUCUACAUCGAGCUCAGCGUGACAAGCGAGUCGAUAUUGUCACUGCCACCAUCGACGGCAAGGUUCAGACAUGGGAGAACAACUAUUUCGGCGCUGCUGCCACGCCUGAGCCUCUCCCGGUUCCUGCUGCUCAAGUUGACGCUGGUACCAGUACUGGUGCCGGCUCCGUCGGCACCACCAGCAGGAAGCCUACUGGCGAAAAGCUUGGGCACAGUUCCAACUCUACUUGUUCGAAAAAUGGCUUCGUACGUACCGCAUACUACAAUGCCGAGAAACAGAUUGCCGAUAACGUGGUGUUCUUGGGCAACUACGGUGGCCAGGGGUCCGGGGUUUUCAACCACAUCAUAGGCAAUUCCCUCUCGUUCAUCAACUCCACAGCCAACGGCGGUGCCAGAUCCUCCCAGAUCCUCGAGGACAUGCUCAUCCCCUCCAACAAAGAAGUCAUCAUCUACUCGGGGAAAAAAUGCGCUCCCGGUGACUGCUUCUCUUACGACCCAAACGUCGCCUACGAGGGCUUCAGGGGCGGCACAGUGGUUUUUAUUUUCCGCUUCAGGAUGCCCCUCGACGGCACUCGCUGCCCCGAGGGCGUAAUGCCCGGGAACCCGGGUUGCGCCAACCCAGACAUGCCCGCUCUGUGGUUCCUUCACGAAUUGGUCGCCCGCGAAGGCCAGUACAGCAGCCGGUUGUGCUGGCCUGAAUGCGGUGAGGUAGACAUCUUCGAGGUCCUGAUGCCGGGAGACACCAAGUGCAAGAGCACACUUCACCUGGGCAAGGGCGGCGGGAGCUCGGAUUACUUCCAAAGACCGGUGGACCAUCCUGUCAAGGUUGCCGUUGUUCUCCACAAGGAGACGGCCAAAAUUGCCAUCAAGGUCUUGUCGGAGACGGAUCUCUCAAAGGCCUCGAGUGGCAGGAAUGUGUCGGACCACGAUGAGGGAUUCUCAGACGGCGACAGUGACGAGGAUGAGUCAGAGGAUGACGAGGAUGACCCAGAGGAUGAGGGAUUCGCAAAGGGCGUGAAGAACGGGGGUGUGCCGUCGGACGGUGAGCAGCUCCCAAGUUGGCUGGAUCACGAGACGGUGUUGUCAUGGCUGCAAACGGGUGGCGAGUCGAGCAGCUAUUUCCAGCUUACUGAGCCGUUGGUGAAUGAAAUCUAG
Metarhizium album ARSEF 1941 is the source of this 1563-nucleotide messenger RNA. RefSeq lists its product as uncharacterized. Gene Ontology annotation, cellular component: fungal-type cell wall. Lineage: Eukaryota; Fungi; Ascomycota; Sordariomycetes; Hypocreales; Clavicipitaceae. The record is from RefSeq and is a predicted model, not a curated record. The coding region runs from base 1 to 1563 and encodes 520 amino acids. The transcript is spliced from 3 exons.